AUAGAUUUGCAUAACAACACUACCUUUUAUAAAAUUUAGUUUACUACUAAUUUCCAGAAAUGAAUGAAGGGGAAGGUGAGGGUGAAGGAGAUGAUACUAUUGGGGAGUAUGAUGGAGAGCGGAACAAGUUGAAACAAAGGCAUGGGAGAGGUCGAGCGUUACUGCCCAAUUCUGACUUCUACGAUGGACAUUACAAAGAAGGCCUGAGGAAUGGUCAAGGACAUUAUGUGUUCAAGGGAGGUGCCCAGUAUGUUGGGGAGUAUAAGGAUGGAGUCAAACAUGGUGUCGGAACAUUCUAUUACCCCGAUGGAUCAAAUUAUGAAGGUGAAUGGAAAAACGACAAGCGUGAUGGUAAAGGUGUCUACACUUACGCUCAAGGUGACGUCUACAGCGGAGACUGGGAACAAGAUGAGAGAAGUGGACUUGGUACCUACACAUACAAAACAUCCGGUGUAGUCAUGCAUGGGUUGUGGCAGAAGGGGAAAAUGGAGGGAAGAGGGAAAAUCACAUAUCCUACCUUCACAUUUCAUGGAACAUUUCUGCACAACAUGCCAAUCGGAAAAGGUUGUUUCGUCUUUGAUAACUACUGCAUUCAAAUUGGUCACUACGUACAUUUAUCGGACGAACAGCCUGAUGCUGACAAGGAGGAAGUACUGGCUGAAGAGGAGGAGAAGGCAUCUCCGAGAGAAGGCUAUCCAAAAGGCUUGAAGGCAGUUUGGCGGCCGAGAGAAAUCCUACCAUACUCCCCCGAACUGAUACCUCCUGACCCUAAAAUACCUAUCAAACCCCCACCUACACCCGAGGAAGAGUCGGGUGAAGAAAGAGAGGUUGAUGAAGUAGGAGAGCAAAGUGAAGACGUACAGGGAGAAGAAACUGAGCCUCCAGCUGUUGAUGAAGAGACCGAAGAAGUGGAAGAUGGAAAUGUUGAAGAGGAAGAAUUGCCUGCAGCUGUUGAAGAUUACACUACUGAGAAGAUGGAGAUGGAGUCAAGUAAUGACUUGGAUCCUGAUGCAGCGCCAGAGUAGACCUGGUUAAAAGAACGAAAGAUACAUUUUCUAUUUAAUAUUUGGAUUGUUUUUGUAAAUGUGGUGUGAAAUAAAAUAUAAAACUCAAAA
This is a messenger RNA of Macrosteles quadrilineatus (aster leafhopper), 1115 nucleotides long. It is a transcript of the gene Rsph1, whose product is annotated as radial spoke head 1 homolog. NCBI's taxonomy places the organism in Eukaryota, Metazoa, Arthropoda, Insecta, Hemiptera, Cicadellidae. The coding region runs from base 60 to 1025 and encodes 321 amino acids. The record is from RefSeq and is a predicted model, not a curated record. The transcript has 5 exons.